Spinacia oleracea (spinach) is the source of this 2694-nucleotide messenger RNA. RefSeq lists its product as uncharacterized. The transcript is spliced from 9 exons. The record is from RefSeq and is a predicted model, not a curated record. Lineage: Eukaryota; Viridiplantae; Streptophyta; Magnoliopsida; Caryophyllales; Amaranthaceae. The coding region runs from base 1 to 2694 and encodes 897 amino acids.
AUGGACGAGAACGGAGAUCAAUGUAUGCAAGAUCAAAGGUCGAUAUGGAGGGAUAAAAAAAGACAACAGAGAAAAUCACUCACUCCAGAACAAAGAGAUCGUCAAAAAGCAAAAAGGCGACUCAGCUAUGCAUGUGAAAACCAAUCAGAUUUUAUAGGUACUCCUGAAAGCCAACCUCAAACUCCAAGUUCGGAAGGGCCUGUGAUUGUUACCAAUACUCCCAACACUUUGGGAGUUAGAAGGGCUAUGGCAGACAUCACAAAUCGUGCCCAUAAUGUCACGACUGGAUAUGAAAGGCGUGAAAUGCAACCUAUUGAUGAACUUCGUUUACUCGAUACUCGUGCAAAUCUAGAAAAUCGGUUUUUUAGUGUCGGUGAAAGUAGCGCCACCACUGUGACCAUCCCAGACCCAACAUCAAACUCAAGCGGCAUGCGCAAUCGAUUCUUUUGUGUUGGCGAGAGAAGUACAACCAAUGUACGUAUACCAUACCCUACUUCAGACGAUGGGGAAUUGCCGCGCUUUGUUGAGGCGGAAAAUGAAAUACGCAUGCCUGGCAUAUUAUUCAAUGUCGGUGAAAGUCGUGCAAUCGGCACCAACAACAUAUCAAACCCCAUUUCUGAUGAUAUAAGGGUCUGGAAAGUAGGGAGAACUGGUUAUAGAAAUUGUGCAAGAAAUUACCAAGAGAGUCAAGGGGUUCCUAUAUUCAGUUUGCCACCCAUGAAAACAUGUCCGCAUUGCCAAGCACGACUUUUCCAUUGUGAAUCUCCUGAACUAUGUUGCUUAAGUGGGAAGGUGAACUUACCUGAUUUUCCAUUAUCCUCUGAUAUGCUUGAUUUAUAUUCUGAUCAAUGGGAAUAUGGAGCUCAUUUUAGGCAAAACAUCCGUAAGUACAACCACGUCUUUUCAUUCACUUCAAUGGGAGUUCAUUUAGAUGACGAACUAGCAAAUGCACGUCAAGGCGUUUACACAUUCCGUGCACAAGCAGAGAAUUCAUCAUUACGCCUCGAUGUCAUCGACAGAAUCAAGAAUAUUUUGAAUGCUCAUAAUCCUUUUGUCCACAAUCUCCGCCAUCUUACUCAGCGUAGUGACUUAAGUGAUUACAAAUUUGUCAUCAAAGAGCAACCUAUAAAUAAACAUCAAUACUCGAUGCCGACAGCUUCGCAAGUAGCAGCAGUUGUCGUUGGAGGUGAUGACAUUUCCAACUUGAAGGAUAGGGACAUCAUGGUAGAGUCAGUAACUGGGCAACUAAGUUAUAUCAAAGACACUGCUGGUUAUUAUGACCCACUGCAGUAUCCUCUACUGUUCCCUUAUGGUUCUUACGGCUGGGAUUUAAACAGUCGAAGUUCCACUGGUAAAAAGUUGACGUGCCGGGAAUUCUAUGCAUACAUGUUUCAGAUGCGGCAACAUCUUGAUUCUCUAAUCUUAAGAGGCGGUCGUCUACUGCAACAAUUUGUUGUCGAUAACUGUGUCAAAAUGCAAGCCAAUAAUUUGAGGUGGAUUGCACUCAACCAAGAUAAGAUACGUGCUGAUUUAAAAUGUUGGACGACGGACCAUACUACCGUCUUCAUUCGUUGGAAGUCCAAGAGAUAUGCACCAGAGAUACAAUCAGAAUUGUUGGCCGGACAAGUUCCAAACGAUCGUCCAGAUCUGCUGACACGGGUUUUUCAUGCUAAACUUGAAGAGUUGAAAAAGGAUGUUCUAGAAAGGGGCGUCCUCGGAACGGUUGUUGCUUAUGUAUAUGUGAUUGAAUUCCAAAAGAGGGGUCUUCCACAUGUUCAUAUGUUAUUAAUUCUUGAUCAAAAUGACAAGCUAACCACUCCGGAUGACUUUGAUAAGAUUGUGAGAGCAGUGAUUCCUGAUGAACAACAAGAACCAAAAUUGUAUAAGGCAGUUCUUAAACACAUGAUUCAUGGCCCAUGUGGUGUUCUCAACCACAAAUCCCCGUGUAUGAAACAAGGAAGUUGUAAGAAAGGAUUCCCUAAGGAAUUCUCCAAUGAUACAAAGCAAGGCAAUGACUCAUAUCCUCUUUACCGCCGUCCACAAAAUCGUCCAGCAGUACCGUUGCGUGAGAAUUCACGAGUUCGUGUAGAUAAUCGGUGGGUAGUCCCAUAUAAUCCACUUUUGCUCUUAAAGUACGAUUGUCACAUCAAUAUUGAGAUAUGCAGCAGCAUCAAGUGUGUCAAAUAUCUGUAUAAGUACAUCCAUAAGGGUUCAGAUAGAGUUUCAAUGGAAGUUCAUAAAGGAGAUGAGAUUGCACAAUAUGUCGAUGCACGGUGGAUUUGUACACCCGAAGCUAUGUGGAAACUUUACAAAUUCCCCAUGACUAGAAUCUGUCCUGCCGUAGAUCGUUUGCAGGUUCAUUUGCCAAACAUGCAUCAAGUGAGGUUCGAAGGGAACCAGCAAAUCUCAAGCGUGUUAGCGAACCCAAAAAACUCUAAGACGAUGCUCACUGAAUUUUUCAAGAUGAAUUCAGUCGAUCAAAAUGCAAGGAAAUAUCUUUAUCGAGAAUUUCCUGAGCAUUACAGAAGGUUAACGAGUUCACGUGAACGGCAGAAGAGAAAAAGUACACAACGAGUUAUGGGUCGAUUGUAUGUAGCUUCACCAUUGGAAGGAGAACGAUUUUAUUUGAGAAUGUUACUCAAUCAUAUUUCAACGUAUAAGAUUUCAACAGUGAAGAAUUUAAUUGGGGUUUGA